AUGGACACAAUGCAGAUGGUGAAAUCGGUUCCGGUUUGGGUUCGAUUAAACGGCUUGGGGCUUCAAUAUUGGGGUCGUAAUAGUCUAAGUGCUCUAGUUAGCACUAUAAUCAAACCCAUUAUGAUUGAUCAAGUUACUCGUGAUAGAUCGAUGGUCAAAUUUGUGAGAGUCCUUAUUGACAUGGAAAUCUCUGAGACCCCCCCUAAAACUAUCUCGUUUGUUAAUGAAAGAGAUCAGCUAGUUGACCAAUUGGUGGAGUACGAAUGGCUUCCUUCUAAAUGCAAAGCUUGUGACUGUUUGGGUCACACUGUGGUGAAUUGUUCGAAGGAUAAAGGGUACAUUUGGGUUAAGAAGUCCAAUCCAGAUACUAAGAAACCAAAGAUGGUUGCUGAAAAGAAUAUGGCUGAACCAUCUGUUGAUAAUAAGCAGGCUACUACUUCUCAGGAUGCCUUAAGUGAAUCAGCUGCUGUUAUUGGAAUUUCUGCUACUUCUCAGGAUGCCUCUCAUUCAUGCGAAACAACUGCUAUUACUGUAAACAAGUCAGCUAAUUCUAAUGUAGGUACAGCAGCAAAGCAAGUUACUGUUAGUAAAACAGGGGUGGCAAAGGAUAUAGGAACGGGGGGCAAGUGGAUAACGCCAAGAAGGAGAGGUACCACGACCAAUACUAUAACGCCCUAA
Molecule: messenger RNA, 678 nt
Organism: Humulus lupulus (European hop)
Lineage: Eukaryota; Viridiplantae; Streptophyta; Magnoliopsida; Rosales; Cannabaceae
Exons: 1
Coding region: 1-678 (225 amino acids)
Source: RefSeq, a predicted model, not a curated record